AUGCCAUCCUUCACCGAAACCCCCUCAACUACAGUCAAUGAAGGUUCCAACACCACUACCGCGGCCGAUACCUCAAACAAUCAGUCGACACAGACAGCGCAGAAAUCCGAGGCUCAACUAGAGGCCGACAGACUUUACGAGGAGAGGAUGGAGGAGGAUGGCGAGUCUGCUGCACCUUAUCUAUACUACCGUGAGGCGAGUAAGGCUUCUGGACUCCUAGACAGGGAUUGA
Molecule: messenger RNA, 231 nt
Organism: Sclerotinia borealis F-4128
Lineage: Eukaryota; Fungi; Ascomycota; Leotiomycetes; Helotiales; Sclerotiniaceae
Source: the annotation of a GenBank genome assembly